Messenger RNA from Gopherus flavomarginatus (Mexican gopher tortoise), 10789 nucleotides. It is a transcript of the gene NEXMIF, whose product is annotated as neurite extension and migration factor. NCBI's taxonomy places the organism in Eukaryota, Metazoa, Chordata, Testudines, Testudinidae. The transcript is spliced from 6 exons. Gene Ontology annotation, biological process: negative regulation of neuron migration; negative regulation of cell adhesion mediated by integrin; negative regulation of cell-matrix adhesion. Gene Ontology annotation, cellular component: nucleus. Bases 403 to 4923 code for a protein of 1506 amino acids. The record is from RefSeq and is a predicted model, not a curated record.
CAAGUUCACAUCAGAGAAUUAGAGGAACAAGACAAACUUUGGUUCUAAUAGUUCUCUCUCUAAUUCUACCACAUAAUGGGAAGGCCUUUGACUGGGUUGAGUGGCCGUUUUAAACAGAAUGUCUUGAACAAUAUACUUCUCACAUUUAGAAGACAAGUGAAUGCCUUUUACUUAAUCCCAAGAGCAAAUUGUCAGACUCUAUCUAUGCAGAGACGGAAGGAAGUUCAGCAAUGAAGAUGGAAUUCCAUCCUCUGCUCACCCUCUCUGUGUUGUUAUGAGCAAUUACAGAACAUAUGGUAUGUAAGAAUUACCCGCUCUUCAGUGAGAUCCCAGCAAAAUCUCAGCAUAACAGGGUUGGCCAGAUGCAGCGGGGCAUGGAAUGAACAAUAAGAGGUUAAAUUGAUGGAUGACCAACAAGAUAAGGAUUGUGCCUCAGAAGACCAUGAAACUAUCCUGAUUAAUGGGGUGAAAGAAAAUGAAUCACAUGACCCAGACAGUGAUGAGAAGCCUUGCACUGCUGCAGAUGCUGCGGUUACAUUUUCAGCCUUGACAAUAGCUCAGAAGGAAAAUCAAGUGUGUCACCGAGUGCUGCCUCCUCUGACUUCAAAGAAGCCCUGUUUGUUGAGCCCUCCUUCUCCUCUGAGACUCACUGAUGUACCUGAGCACACUUCAGAUGACUCAUCCGCACAUGCUAUUUCUCUUACAUCUUGUGUUACAAAAGGCAUGAGCUCCUGGUCUCUGCCAGGCGAUUGUGAGAAGGCUCCAUUCACAAUUAUGGAGCCCGGAGGCAUGUCAGCUCUGACUGGUGACUGCUUGAUGCAGCCAAGCCGGACCUGUCUAGGCUGCUUUAUUGAAUCAAAGGACGGCAUUGAUGCAGAGCCGGGAAUAAGCUUGAAAGUGGGUGAUAUAAAUAGGGAUUAUGACACCUGUUCAGUCUCUGAUAUAGGGAUUCACUGCAUGAGCACAGGAGAAACCAUGAGAUAUGGGGAUCAACUGCUUUCAGACCAGCUUUUAAGCUUCCCUAUGCAUAAAUCGAGGGCAGCAGACAAAAGAGAUGCAGAGAAAUCUGACAGUGAUUCAGAGGACCCCACUCAGAAAAAUUAUUACGAGGGAUUACUAUCAGACAAAUGCAAUGGUGAGGAACCUUUGCUAACAAAUCCCAACCAGGAGUGGGGCUAUUUCGAAUCUUUCAUUAGUGAAAGUAAAAUAGAGCUGCUUGACCUUUGCUCCAAAAAUGAGCUUUCUGUAAACCUGUUUUCUGAGGAAGACGUGGAUAAUUACAUGUUUGAUGAUGAUGAUUCAACCUUGGGAAGUGAUGUCUGCUCCUUAAAGAUUAGAUAUGAAUCUUUCCAAGACAACGUGAGGGAGAAGACCAAUGCCCUGCAAGAGGAUGCCCAGUUCAACUUCUUUCCCAGCGUGUUUGGCAACUGCACUAAAAGGGACAGCAAGAGCAUCCUGAAGAGGGGGGCUGGUGGUGGUGCUGACCCUUCCCAAUUCAAAUCUGAAGAGGGCAUCAUUUGGGGGGAGGAAGAGGAGGAUGGAGAGGAGGAGGUUGGGGAGGAAGGGGAGAAAGCUGCCUUAAAUAAAACUUGCAACAGUACAGAGGUGGUGCAGUAUAUAGGCUCUAAAAGGAGCCACUUCUUGGACUCUGUGAAUUCCACAGAGGACUCUGGGGAGUUCAGCGAUGACAGCACCUGCACGGAGUCCUCGGAUGAUGUGCUGCAUGAUAUAAAGGACUGUAGCAAGUAUCUGUCCAGGGAACAUUCCAAUUCCUUCAUCCAGCAGAACUAUGGGCUGCGGGCAAAGAGGAAAGUGCGAUACAGCGACGAUUAUUUGUACGAUGUGGAUUCCAUUGAGAGUGAGAAGGUUCUGGAUAAGAAAGAGUGGCUCCCGGAUGGACCCAAAGAGGAAGAUGACGAUGAAUGGUGCCCAAAGAAAAGGCGAAAAGUCUCUCGCAAGGAGCCUCCGGUUAUCAUCAAGUACAUCAUCAUUAACAGAUUUAAAGGGGAGAAGCAUAUGCUGGUAAAGCUCAGUAAAGUCGAUGCCAAUGAGACAACUGUUACCCUAAGUGAGGAACUGCUCAGCAAGUAUGAAAAACUGGCCCCACUGAAGGGCUUCUGGCAAGAGAGGCAGCAGAGCCGGAUGGAUUAUCUUAGGUCGUCUCUCUUUCACAAACAGAAUUUCUAUCUUAAUGGCUCGGAUGUCUCAUUCCUCCCUCACCCAAGAAAGCGAAAAUGCAAACUAGCAAACAGGCACAGGAUUCAAAGAAUUAAAACCAUUGAGCAAUCAGUGAACAAACUGGGCUCCUGCUCCUCUGAUCAGAAGCAGCCUUGCAGCAGUAAAGAGGAUGCAGGCCUGAAAGGGAUGCAGACAUUAGCCAUCGCUACCCCCAGCUGUGCAAACGGAUUACAUUUAAAUGACAUCUCAGGCAUUGCCUCAGUGAAGUACAAAUCACAGGAAAGGGAAUAUAAGGGGACAGAGAGGAAAGUGCUACGCCGAAUCAAAUUCAAAAGUGAAGCCCGGUUGAAAUGCAAGAAAAUCAAAGCUGCCACAAAUACGGGAGAAUUCUCCCCUGCUUUGGAAAAUCAGGACACAGCAGCUAGUUUGAAGGAUGAAAAUAUUCCUUGUGCUUCAGACAGCUCCCAUAUUUCUGAGAGCCAUGAGGAUAAGGUUGCUAAAAAUUCUACUUUCCUGCCAGCCACCUGCUCUCCAGACAAGCCUCUACCACCCGCUAAUAUCACCACCAAUGUACCCCUGAUUCCCGGUGGGUAUCUGCAGACAUUGUUAGAUGCUUCUGAUUUGUCCAGUAACACUGGUAUCUCAUACUUCACCCAACAUCCCGCUGAACAGCAGCAUUCCCUCCCUAGCAUUGUUCAGGCAGAAAAGCAGUUCUCUGCUCUGCAGACAGCCCAGAGUUGUGUGCUGUCCCCGCCUUCUGAAUCUGAACUGCAGCAGUCACCUGGCCAUUUAGAAAUUGAGCGGAGCAACUUCAAUAGCAUGUGGCCAGCAAACAAGGCUGCCAGCAGCAACCAUCAGGAAUUUGCAAGUGACAUGAGGGAGGCUUCUGCAUUAUCAAAUGAGUUUGGUGGCUCAGCAGGAGCAGACAACCUCCCAGCCUCUGGAUACAGUCAAGUAAAUCUGAAUAGCAGCAAAUUGCUAUACCAAAAAAAAUAUGUGCCGGAUAACCAACAAGUGCAGUCUGAUGAUUCUUAUCAGUCAUGCCAUUUUAAUAAUGGAGAGGGGCGCUUUCAUUUCCAACGAGGUACACUAAGUACAGAUGAUGGCAGACUCAUUAGUUUUGAUUCAGUGGGCUCAUUGUCAGUUAGUUCGAGCAAUUACAGUUCUUUAAGUCUAAAGUCUUGUGAAAAGGACGGCGAAGAUGAUAUUAAUGAUGAUUUCUUGGCCCACUGCAGUCCCAAGCUAGUGAUCCAACAAAGCAUAGAUGAAAUAACCCCUUUGAAAGAGUCUACGGACCUUUUAGACAUCUCCAACUUCACACCUGAUAAGUUCCGUCAGUCAUCGCUUUCGGAAAUGUCUCCUCCCGACACCCCCAGCCUUUCCCCUCAGAUAACCGUGUCAGAUACCAAAUCGCUAGGCAAUCUGAAAGGUUUUCAGGAGACCACUCAGACUGUGCUAAGCAAUACUGAUAAGGUCAAGUGGAACUGUGGGGUUCUCCAGACCCAAGAUCAGGCAGAUAAUGGGUUUACUUUAAAUAAUCAUCAGUUUCAGUUCCAUAUGUUCAAUGAUGAAGAUUCUGUUAGCCUCCUUGAAAAAAGUCCAUGCUUGUCAACAUUUAAUGAGCCAUCUGGUCAAAUUAGCACCAAUAGCAAAGUGUCAAAAUCUAAGAGGAAAAGUGCAUCCAGCAAGAAUGUAGGUACAAACCAAAGUUCUCCCCAGAAAAACACUAGGAAAAAAUCUCCUAAAACUAACAAAGGAACUGAUAAACCACAAAAUAAGAAUUCCAGGCAGACUCCCAAGUCAACAAGGAAAGGGAAAAAUGCAGCUGGAGUCAAUGGUGAAAAGGCUCAAGCAGUUGGCAGCAGGACCGUCAAUCAGUUAAAUAAUACAGCCUCAACAACAAAGGCACUAGCUGAAUGCAUUCAGCACCGCAGCCCAACCUCUGUAAAGAUAGGGAAACAUAAUGGACUAUCUGGUGAAUGGUCACUAAGAAAAGACAAUAGCACAGGCUGGUCCGAAACUAGUAUAGCAAACACGAACAACCUCCUUGAUGAUGAUCAAAGGGAAUUUGAGGAACCUUCCAAUAUUUUAUCUAACAUUGCAUCUGGAAUGGCAGAUGUUCAGAGAUUUAUGAUGGCCUCAAUCGAACCCUUGUGGGGGCCUGUAGGCCAUAACAGCGUCCCAGAUAUAUUCCGGUCGCCUGAAUCUAACAGCCUGAAAUUGAAAACUCUUAAAAUUUUGGCAGGGACAUCACAAGAGUCCAAGAAAAAGGGAAACGGUAAUUCCCCGGGAACUGCGAAGAAUCACAAGUCAAGCAACAAGGGCUCAAGCAAAAAUAAUGGCAAAGCCACAACUUGUGAUCCCAGUCACCCCAACUGUUCAACUGGGUACAAUAUAGACAUUCACUCUCCCUUUUUUGAUAAAAGCUAUAGUAACCUGAGCACUUUAGGCAAUAAUGGACCUACCCAUAAAAAGCUGUACCGUCAUAAAUCAAGUUCUAAGUCACUGAGGGAUGAGAACUGUAAAGUAAAGCGAACAGACCGUGAACAGACCCAUAAGGACCCAUCUGUGACAGCUUCUUUUGAAAAACUGAGGGAAUCAGACUACAUUCUUCUUAAAGCAGAAACAACAUUUUUGGUUUUACCUGUGUUUGAAGAAGAGACUCCUUUUUCUAGAAAGACAUUUGAUGUUUGGUUUUUUUGGUUUUUGUUUGUUUCUUUCAAAAUAUGCCUUGUGGUAUGUUGAAAUGUAAGUGCUGAAAUGAAGAGUUUGAAAUUGUGGGAAUUUAUUCUUUGAAAGCAAACCUAAUCUGGUAUUCUCUGUGAAAGACUUUUAAAAGUCAUACUGUUGUACAGUAGUUUAUGCACUAUUACCCACAACAACAACAAAAAUUGUGCCAAACUAUGAACAAGUGACUGUAUUGUACAUAUUUUUACUUCUCUAUCAACAUUGGGUUGUGAGUGUUUUCUGGAACUAUGCCUUUUGAUUUACUAUAAACAUUCCAGUAAUUAUGUAUUAACCAUCCCCUUUGAAAGCACCUGUAACUCACAGUGAAAAUGAUGUUGUUCACUUAUACAACUUACCAAAAGUUUUAUGGACAUAACUAAAAGUGUGCCAAAUUUACUUACCUCAUUUCAUGGAUUUGCCCUGUGGUUUAAAGCUCACAAAAAAAAAAAAAAAAGAACUUUAAAACUGAAGCUGGGAAAUGUUAAUGUCCUUUCUUUAGAAACAUGAGCAAAAAAAACCAUAAUGAUGAAAUUUUGAGUUUCAUUAUAGGAGAAAGUUGAAAUGUUGGAGGAAUUCAGAAAAUCACUCAAGGUAAGUUUGACAGGGACUCAAGUGUCUGCAUUUAGAGACUACAGAACAGCUGCUUUUCAAGUGUCUGUUUUCUUAAAGCAAAACCUGUAGCUGAAGAUCAUUUAAAGUGCAAAGUUAUAUUGCUGAUACUUUGUAUCUCAGUUUUAUAUAUUUUAUAAUAACCUGGGAUAAAUUCUAAAAUAGUUAUAAAAUUAGAACUACUACAUUUCAUACAUUUAUUGCUAUUUACUUUUAUUUGAGAAGUUUCUUAAACAUUUUUAUGCUGAUCCUGUCAGAAGUGCUCUCGUAUCACAGCUUUGGUGUUUUCUAAGUGGUUAACUUUGCAAUGCCAAUAUUGUUUGAAAUUUUAAAAUGAAAACAAUUUUCAGUGCAACAAUUUUUUUCUUUGACUCGGUACAUAAUAAAAGAGAAAACGGAAAUAUUUGUGAUCUCACCAAAUCGAGGCCAGAUCAUACCCAACUGGACUCUAUUAAGACAGUGAUAAGUAUUGAAUGGUAAAAGUAUUUUCAGAAGGCCUUAUUGGUACCCCACCAUGCCCUCACCCUCAAGAGAAGAAAACAAAACAAAAAUUCACUUACUUUCCUUGUGCAACUGAGAGCCUGUGCAUUUUGCUGCUGAUUUGUUAUGAAACUUUGAUAUGCAAGAGACCUGCUAACUGGGGAGCUAAUGAGAGCAGAGGAAAGUAAGGUUAGGUCACAUAUUUAUGCAACAGAAAAUUAUGGGUAUAAGGAGAAGGGCCUUAGUAGCAAUCUAAUAGGAGAUCACUUCCUCAACAUAUUCCUGAGUAUUGAGGCGGCAUUUCAAAGUAGAUAGGGAUAGACUUUGUGUUUGCAGUACAUGGAAGUGGUUUUGAUCUAGUCAGGUUUUUUUCUGUAAUAUUAAUGGCAGAGUUGGAGGUGGCAAUAGAUUUUGAUAUUAAAUUAUUCCCCACUGUAUUAGUAUUGAAAAUUAGAGAUGGGACUGAGUUGCAAACUUCUGACCUGGAUCCAAACUCUCUUAGCAUUUGGGGUUGUUCAGAUACUGGGGGGUUAGUUUAGCCUCAUCUUUUUAAUAACUCGUUAUUUUACUUAACUACUAAUCUGCUUUGUAAUUACUCUGAAAGUAUCAUAUUAGUUGAUUUGUCCUGAAAAAUAACGUUAUAGUUCUGCCUGGAGUGAGUGACUCUGGAUCAGAUUAUUGUAGCUCUGCAAUCUCAUAGUAAUGGUUAAUUUAUGGGACCCAAGCCAGAGUGCAGCAUCCCACAGAAAAUCCAGCAAGUGCGGAGUGAGGUCGAAGGGACCCCAGAACUGCUAAAGCAAAAGCUCUCUACAGGGAUAGCUCUGCUGGGCCCCACCUUUAGGCACAUGGCUUUGCUUAAGCCACGUUUCCAUGGUUUGGCUUCCCUUGUGGCUACAUAGUAGCGACCUGGAAGGGAACUCAGAGCUGUGUUAAACAGUAUUAAUUCCUGCUUGGAUGUCUACUGUGGCAGAAAAUGGAGUCACAGAGCACAGCCAGUCCCCUGCCCUUCUCCACAUCCACAGGGCGCCGGUGCUGUGUGGGAAGAGGCAGCACUCUUUCUCUCAAUCAGUGUUACAGGUGGAGACAUUCACAUGCAAAGGGUCCUGUCCACAUCUGGAUCCCGAAGAGACAGCCCAGGCAUAUGUAAUUACAAAGUCUCUGUUGUAUUUUGUAUUUAUGUGGUAAUCAGAGAUUAAAUGCUCUAUAAAAUAAGGGUUGCUAACUAAGAUUUUCCAGAGCUGUUUCCCGUUCUGCACAUGGUGGGUGGGAGGGGUAGGAACCUGCGAUCACUGCUAUUUUGGAUGUUUAGGCUGCAGCUCCUAUGGAGCCAGGUCAGGCCCAGUUCUAGGAAAUGGCAGUUUCCUGCUCUUUGACUCAGACCUGCCAUUUGAAAGCACAUUUCUGUUGGUCUUCAUUGUGUUAUGUGUGUUUAACAUACAAUUAUGUGACUCAUAAUAAGGUACAUUGUACUGAAACAUACAGCAAUAUUUAUGGAUUUGAGAAAUGUGCAAUAGGACAUGAAUACAGUACAUAAAACAUAUCAAUUAUUGUACUGUAUCUUGCAAACUCCAUUAAUACUCAAUUACCAUACAUUUCAGUACAAUAUUAAUUGCAGAUUCCAUCUCCCUUAACUCACUCUCUUAGCCUUCUGUCUCCCAUGUCUCUGGCCUCCUUGACUCUGUCAUCCUAGAUUGCGCAAUCAUUCCUUGCCACUAAAUGCCUGAAAAACAAAAGUCCUCUGGGGUAAAACAUUGACCCUGCUCCACCCAUGACUCCACUAUCCCUCUGCUAACAAACCCCUUAACUUGGCUUCCAAAGCCAGAAAUCUUGGAAUUCUCCCUGAACCAAAUUUUUGUCCUCUAUCCUUGUUUACCUUUUCUGUGCGCCUGUCUAAAGCUACCUCGAGAACGUUUUCAUAAUCUCUUUAUCUUGUUUCUUGUCAAAAAGUUCAUUCCUGCCUUCACCACUUAUUAUUCUAUUAUCCUGAUUAGCGCACUUCCCUCUUGCAUACUCCUACUCUCAAAAUUUCUGGAAGGUCCAAAAUAUUGCAGCUAGAGUCCUCUCUCCAGGAUCCUGUUACUAACUGGCCUCUUGCCACUUUUUCAUGUCUAAGGAUUCACUCCACCCUUCCCUCUCUUUAUAUCCCCUCCCAUCUCCACUCUGCAUCCUUUUAGUUUGCCUCCUCAGGAUCCUCCACAGUUGCACUAUUUCAUUUGGUUUGGCUAAUCAGUGUGGGAUGUUCACUACAAGCCACUAAGCCAUUCCUUUUACAGCUUGCCUUGAGGUCCCUGUUUUCAGUGUAUCUUGUUUGACUCUUACUAUAAAUGCAUUUUAUGGUCCUUUCUAUGAAGGAUGCUAUAUAAAUUGUAUAGUAUCCUUAUUCUCUUACAAUGCACUGUACUGCAACUCUGGCAGAUUUCAGUUUCGGUGAGUUAUAAUCAUCAGAUAAAUUAGAAUACAUAAAGGGACAAAAAACUCAAUUUAAAAGGCCCCAUUCCCAUUAUUAGCCUGGCUUAGACUGACAUAAACUGGGUCAGUUUAAUGUGGCCCAAUUUCAUUUGCUCUCAUUCCAAUUCCAAGAAUUGAAGUGAGAAAAAUCCCUGUGCUGGACAGAAUCAAGGUGAGGAGAAUGCUGCAUUUGCUAAUCCUGGUUCUAGCAGGACUGGUGCCUCCUGCAUUUAUAGGCAAAUUCUCCAUUUUCUUUUUGUAAAUACACUAUGAGGAAUAUUUCUUUUCAAAAUAAAUGCCCAUGACAACCUGAUUUUAAAUUACAACUCGCAGUGUCCCUAGUUUUGUUAGCGGUACUUGCAUAUAGAGGUUUUGUAAAGACAAAAAGAUUAAUAAUGAACUUGAGUAAUCAUAAAGCAUAAAAUUAUUUAUUCUCCCUGACUCAUGCCCCCCCCCUUAUCAUAGUGUUUCUUGAAUAAGGAACCAAAAUCAUGAAUUAGAACCCCGAUUCAGCAAUGCACUUAACCAUGUGAAUAGUCCAAUUAUAGCCAGUAGGGCUACUCCUGUGCUUAAACUUUGGCAUGUGCUUUUAUAUCUUGCUGAAUCAGGGCCUGAACAGAGAGGGGGAAAAGUUGUGUUGGGAUCAGUUGGAUGAUGCUUGCUUUGUGAAACAAUCACCAUGGGCAUAACAUUUUGUUUAAAAAGUCAAGUUUACUGCUGUUUUCUGGUAUUAUAACUCAACCUACCAUGAAUCAAAAUAAAGACAUUUUCAGCAGUUUCAGCAUUGGCCCCCAUUGGAUUAGAGUCAUCUUUCACUUAGGCCCCAGUCUAGUGAAGCACUUAAGCAUGUGCUUAACUUUAAGUACUUGACCAAACAUGAAAGGUCCUAUGGGACUAGUCACAGGCUUAAAGCAUUCUUAUCUGCUUUGCUGGAUCAAAGCCUUACAGUGGUGUGAGUCAGAAACUCCAAUGAAGUUGGUGUAAAUGAAAAGAGAACCAGGUCUAUAGACUUCAGUUGGUGCAGGAUCAGGCCCUUGGGCUGUACUUUCUCAACUGGGUGCACUGGACUUUUCCUGUGCAGCUUCCCAAAAGUCUAGUGGAAGUUGCAUGGCUCAAGCCACUGACAUCUUAUUUGAGAAUGUGCCUCCUUAUCUUUUCAGUGUGUAAAAUAAUGCAAAAAAUAAAUAAAUAGCAUACAAUGUCAGUGGUAGAAGCAAGGCUUUUAAAAUCUGUUUCUCAGGUAAGCAAGUGACACUAAUGACAAUGGAGUAACAGCCAUCUAAGAGAAUUUGGAUCUAUAAAAAGGAGGGUGCCCUCAAUCUUACAGGAUAGUUGGGUUGCUAGACACGUUUGCUGAGUCUUUGAAGACUUGGUGCAAAAGGAAACAAGAAAUAAAAUUUGCAUUCACUGCUGCCCUUCGAUAGAAAAAUGUACAUUUCAAAAGCACAAAGGGAAGAUUUUUAAAAAAUAAAAUAAAAAAGAAAGAGACCAGUUAAACUCCUUUUGUCUUUUACUCCCAGUGGGAAGCAGGGUAAGGAGAUGCUCUGUUUCACUGCCUGCAGCACUGGCUGUAGACAUUUUGACUGCUGCCUACAGAGAUUUGAAUGUACUGCUCCUUAAGUUAACUUCCAUAGAACUAGAGGCACCUCUUUAGUAUGUUGCUACUGUUUUAUGGUGCUAAAAAUAACUUUUAUCCCCCUUGAGCAUUUCAGAAAUAGUAAAUGGCCCUUUUUAUGAAUGUAACAUAUCCAUUUCUGUUUAACAUUUUACACUACAAUUUUAACAUGUUUGGAAAUUAUUUGCCUUUUUUCUUUUAGAAUAAGCUUUAUAAAUAUUCUGUAGAGUCAAUUGAAGUAUAAUUCUUAAGGAUCACUCUAAGACGCCUACAAAAUCUUGUAUAUUUUUAAGUGUGCCAAUUUGUAAAAUAUUUUGUAAGUGUAUAUUUUUCUUAGAAAAGUGCUGUGAAGUGUUUGUAUGUGUGAGGUUUCCUUUUUUUUGCACCUCCGGGUGUUAAUAAAAGGAUGUAUACUUAAAAGUUUCUGGUUUUAAAAACCAAAAUACAAAGAAAAAAAUUAAACUUUUGUUGGGAAUUUUGUAAUAAAAAGAAAUGUUGUGAAAGAGUGUAGUGACAUUGUGUAAAGGAAACUGGAAAAUUUGUGAGCGCUUCGCUGUUUUAUAGAUCCUCUUGUAAAUUAUUCUUGUAAUAUUUUUGGUUUUGUUGUUCUUGUUGCAAAGGUUUUAAAUAUUUGUGACUGACUCUGUAUGGUGAAAACGUCAUAUUGUUAACUUGCUGAGUUUUGUUAUAUUGUUUAUGGAAUAAAUAAAAAAAUUAAAAAUCUCAUUUUAA